AUGUCUACCCCUCGCACUUCUUUACGACAGGGGCUACGCCAGGCCCCGAAGGUCAACCAGCCCUUUAUCCCUGACACCACUCCAGCUCGUCGGUCACAUAUUCAACAUGAGUUUACAUCACCCCAACCAUCAACGAGUCCCCACCCCGUGAAUUUUAAUCCGGCUGCCAAUCCCCAAAACUCGCAGUUUGCCGUCGACAGCUGGGAAGGAAAGGACCACAGACAGCUUCCCAUGUCAACACGAGAAGUUCCAACCCCAGGAAAUCGACCAGUCCUGUUUGCCAAUCUCCGUGACCCAGCCAAGGCACCCCGGCAAGUGGAUUAUUACGAUCCCUACUUUCCCUUGAAGUUUUUGGAGGUCCCAAGAAGUCAGUCUCCCCCUUCAAGCCUUGGAUACUCCCCAUGGACUAAUGCCCUCUCAGCCGAUCAUAUUUACAAGCGUGCUCACUACGGUCUGCAGUCUGGCAUUCCAGAUGAAGUUGACUUUGCAUUGUACCAUCUCGUACAAAUCUCAAAUCAACGAUGGGACAAGUUCAAAUUUGAAGGAUUCCCGCUGCUUGCUGAGACACUCAUGCAAAAGGCCCUUGACAUUACACAUCUCUGCACAGGCGUCAAAUGGGAGUUUCAAUACGAUCCUCUUCAGCCUAUUGACCGUGUCAAUGUUCUGAACUCGCUACAUGGCACACGCGACCUUCUUGAUAAGAUCCAAAAUAUCCCAGUCAACCUUCCCACCGACAGUCUCGAGACCGACGAAUUCAACCACCAGCUACGGAACAUCAAAGAGGCAACCUUAGUGCUCAGGAAUAUGGUAUUGUUGAAAGAGAACGCAUUCUAUGUAUCACGCUAUGCGAAAGGUCUAUUGCGAGACUUCUUGGUUAUUUUGAUCAACAUUCCGAAUCAACCCCGACUCAAUGAAAUCAAGAAUGAUGCUCUCGAUAUUGCCGAAGAAGUUACAAAGUUCUUGCGUACUGACCCGGAAGACCCCCUGUGGAUCUCUCUUGUGAAAUGCAUCGACUCUCCUGAUCGCGCGCAUGUGGUACGAGCCCUUUGGGCUCUGACCCAUUUCGGUACAGAGUUGGAUGAUGCGGAUGCCAACCGGUCCAUGGAGAGUUUGGCAAAACCAACUCUGCAGCAACUGUACUAUCACACUCUUCUUGAUCUCGAUAAGGACAUUCUGAGCGGCGCAUUGGACUUGUGGUAUCAAUACACUCUCAGUCCUGACAACAUCGAAACAUUGAUGGAUGUUGUCAACUUCCCAAUUGUCUUUGUCCCACGCAUGGUCGCACUAUUAACCUACGAGGCUCGACCGACUAGAAAGGAGACUGUUCUCCAAGAAGAAAAAGUUGCACCUCCACCAACUGACAUCCCUCGUGUGCCACCUGAACUUUUGGAGAAGCUCAUGGAGCUGUCAGAACCAGAGCGCAGCUCACAGUGGCUGCGUUGCUGCUUCAUCGAAGACGCAGAAUGCGAGAUCACCCAGAUCGCUCUAUGGCAAGCAUACCAGAGCCGAUUUGCAGACCCCCGUAUUGCCGGAGGUGGUGUCCUACCUGCUGCUGAGUUCAUCAAGAAUGUUAGUAACACCUUUACGAACGCACAAGCACAGGUAAUCAACGGGCCGGGCCCUUCCACCAAGUUCAUCAUCAAGGGCAUUCGACCCCUGGAGAUUGCACACACUUUUGAGGCGUUCCCCUAUGUCUACUGCAGAUGGGCCGAUAACUCCAAGCCUUCGAAAAUGUGUCAACGCGCAUUCACAAGCCCGACAGACCUACGGACUCACGUCUUCGGCGAUCACAUGAGCCUCGAACCAGCAGAAACCGAAGGCCAAUACAAGCUGGAUCCCGCAGAGACUGCCAUCCACACCUGCCAAUGGGACCACUGUGCACGAUUCCGAGCAUCUGGCCCCAGCGCCAACACAUCCAUGGUCGCUGGGCACGUCUCCUCACAUUUACCCGAAGACCGUCCCGCCGACGCCCAACCCCCAAGUUCCAAGCGCGCAAUCCUACAAGAGCGCAUUGUCCGCAAGUGGUUCUACAUGGACACCCCAAUCAACGAGAAGGGCGACCCCUUCGGCAUAGCCUACAAGGCCGCAUUGGUCCUGCGCAACAUCGCCCGCGGCCUGCCCAACCGCACAACGUCCAAGUACGGCGGCCUACCCUGGAAGAAGGCAUGCUUCGUCAGCCAACGGCCAAAGAUUGUCGAAGUCUGGGACCGGAACCGCGCCCUACGCAAGGAACUGACCGAGCUGAUUAUGGUGAUUGAAAAAGAGGUCGACUACUGA
Penicillium nucicola is the source of this 2277-nucleotide messenger RNA. Its product is annotated as putative chromatin remodeling complex subunit (Rsc9). The transcript is spliced from 2 exons. Lineage: Eukaryota; Fungi; Ascomycota; Eurotiomycetes; Eurotiales; Aspergillaceae. Bases 1 to 2277 code for a protein of 758 amino acids. Gene Ontology annotation, molecular function: DNA binding. Gene Ontology annotation, biological process: regulation of DNA-templated transcription. The record is from RefSeq and is a predicted model, not a curated record.